Molecule: messenger RNA, 981 nt
Organism: Colletotrichum higginsianum IMI 349063
Lineage: Eukaryota; Fungi; Ascomycota; Sordariomycetes; Glomerellales; Glomerellaceae
Exons: 1
Coding region: 1-981 (326 amino acids)
Source: RefSeq, a predicted model, not a curated record
AUGGCGUCGAAUCUACCUACCUUCAACUUCAACCCUUUAGCCCCCGUCACGCCCCCGCCCGAGCAUCUCACAUUCCGAAAACCCGCACUUCCUCUUUCGGCUCAACUGAAACGCAAGGCCGCUGAGGCCAACAUCACCGAUGACCAUGUGACGGCGACUAAGAUGAAUAAAGAGGAAUCGUCACAGAACACUCCGUUCAUGGCGUCCAUGGCCGCUCCGCCCAAGCCAACGUCGAUUCCCAACGCCAGUGCAGCCGACCCGAACCAGCCCACCAUGGACCCCCGAUACAUGGCCAUGGUCUCGCGUAUCGCCGCCUACUACCAGCAGCGCUGCCAAGCCAUCUCCAACGCGCAGCAGCAGAAAUGCCAGGCCUGGGCAAACAUGCACAGGCAAAAGUGUCAAGAGAUGAUGCAGGCGGCCAUGUUAGUGGUGGCGUGGUACAUCCGCGACAGGAUCCAGCGGAGGCGCCGGAGGCAAAAGCGGCAAUUCCGGACGGGAUUAAGAGCGCAGAGCACCCGGUCCCGCAUUGCCAAAGGCGAGGGGGUCCGGCGAUGGGUCAUGAACGUGCCCGAGGGUUUGUCAUCGCCGCAGGUCCCGGGGGUCGACGGCCUCGCCGAUCAAGAGGAGGCCCACUUCUCCAUGGACAGGGAGGUGCCACCGGACAAGGACGCCAAGCUGUUCGAAAUGGCCGACGGCAUGAUCAGGAGUCAGUACCGCAAGAUCGAGGUGCCCAUUCUCGGCGUGCUCGGCUUUGACGAGGACGAGAGUGAGAGCGAGAGCGAGGCCGAUGACGAUUUUGACCAGCUCAUGGAAGAUGAAUUCGAGGAUGGCGCGGUUGAGGAAUACGAUGAGGACGAGGACGAUUUGGACCUGGAUGACGAAUAUGAAGACGAAGAACAAGAGGCUGGGUCCGAGGUUGUCCACCGUGGCACCGGCACCGGCACAGGAAGCCGGGGUAAGGACUCUGGCUUGUCGUCUUAA